This is a messenger RNA of Nestor notabilis (Kea), 1053 nucleotides long. RefSeq names its product ubiquitin-like modifier activating enzyme 5 (gene UBA5). NCBI's taxonomy places the organism in Eukaryota, Metazoa, Chordata, Aves, Psittaciformes, Psittacidae. Gene Ontology annotation, molecular function: UFM1 activating enzyme activity. The record is from RefSeq and is a predicted model, not a curated record. The transcript is spliced from 11 exons. Bases 7 to 1053 code for a protein of 348 amino acids. Gene Ontology annotation, cellular component: cytosol; cytoplasm. Gene Ontology annotation, biological process: protein ufmylation.
CGCUUGAUGGCGUUAAAAAGAAUGGGAAUUGUCAAAGACUAUGAGAAAAUCCGUACCUUUACGGUUGCAGUCGUAGGUGUAGGUGGAGUUGGCAGUGUGACUGCUGAAAUGCUGACACGGUGUGGCAUUGGUAAGCUGCUUCUGUUUGAUUAUGACAAAGUGGAAUUGGCAAACAUGAACAGACUCUUCUUCCAACCUCAUCAAGCUGGAUUAAGUAAAGUGCAAGCAGCAGAGCAUACUUUGAGGAAUAUUAAUCCUGAUGUUCAAUUUGAAGUACAUAACUACAACAUCACAACACUGGACAACUUUGAACACUUCAUGGAUAGAAUAAGGAACGGGGCACUAGAGGAGGGGAAGCCUGUGGAUCUUGUUCUGAGCUGCGUGGACAACUUUGAAGCUCGCAUGGCGAUUAACACGGCCUGCAAUGAACUUGGACAAAUCUGGAUGGAAUCUGGAGUGAGUGAAAAUGCAGUGUCAGGACACAUACAGCUGAUCAUACCUGGGGAAUCAGCAUGUUUUGCGUGUGCUCCUCCACUCGUAGUUGCUGCAAAUAUUGAUGAGAAAACACUAAAACGAGAAGGAGUUUGUGCAGCGAGUCUCCCUACAACUAUGGGUGUUGUGGCAGGAAUUCUUGUACAAAAUGUUCUCAAGUACCUGUUAAACUUCGGUACUGUGAGUUACUAUCUCGGUUACAACGCAAUGCAGGAUUUCUUUCCAACUAUGUCUAUGAAGCCAAACCCACAAUGUAGUGACCAAAAUUGCAGGAAACAGCAAGAAAAUUAUAAGAAAAAAGCAGCUGCACAACCAAAACAAGAAGUAAUUGAACAGCAAGAGGAAAUAGUACAUGAAGACAAUGACUGGGGUAUUGAAUUAGUAUCAGAAACUUCAGAAGAUGAGCUGAAGGCUGCAUCUGGCCCGGUUCCUGAGCUUCCCGAGGGCAUUACUGUAGCAUACACUAUCCCAAACAAGGAAGAGAAUUUGGUAACUGAGGAAGCAGUAGCAGAAUCUGAAGAAAGCCUAGAAGAACUCAUGGCCAAAAUGAGAAACAUGUAG